Gorilla gorilla gorilla (western lowland gorilla) is the source of this 804-nucleotide messenger RNA. RefSeq names its product ankyrin repeat domain-containing protein 30B-like. Bases 78 to 635 code for a protein of 185 amino acids. NCBI's taxonomy places the organism in Eukaryota, Metazoa, Chordata, Mammalia, Primates, Hominidae. The record is from RefSeq and is a predicted model, not a curated record. The transcript is spliced from 6 exons.
AGCUAAGUGGCAGCUAUACUUCACCACUAUGGCAGUAAAGAUGACUAUAAAGACUGGCGGGGGAUGGAUCCUUUCAAAUGUACUUCAGCUGGGAUGCCCAGCUUGUGGAACGCACAGCAGGAGAAGGAACAUCUGAAGGAACACCUGACGAGGCUGCACCCUUGGCGGAAAGAACACCUGACAUGGCUGAAAGCUUGGUGGAAAAACCACCUGAUGAGGCUGCACCCUUGGUGGAGGGAACAGCUGACAAAAUUCAAUGUUUGGGGAAAGCAACAUCUGGAAAGUUUGAACAGUCAGCAGAAGAAACACCUAGGAAAAUUAUGAGGCCUGCAAAAGAAACAUCUGAGAAAUUUGCAUGGCCAGCAAAAGAAAGACCUAGGAAGAUCACAUGGGAGGAAAAAGAAACAUCUGUAAAGACUGAAUGCGUGGCAGGAGUAACACCUAAUAAAACUGAAGUUUUGGAAAAAGGAACAUCUAAGAUGCUCACAUGUCCUACAAAAGAAACAUCUACAAAAGCAAGUACAAAUGUGGAUGUGAGUUCUGUAGAGUCUAUAUUCAGAAGGAAGCAACAAAGACAGCAACUGAACAACAAGAAAAUGAUAUUGGCAUUAUUGAAUGAGCGCCAUAAGAUCUAACAAAUAAGAUGCUCAUAUCAGAGUCAGGACAAAAAGAAGAUACGAAAUCACCUUCAGUUUCUGAGGUAUCAGAUAAUAAUGAUGUAUUCCAAGGUCACAGCUAUGAAUGUGGAAGAGAUAGGAAAGGCCUCACCACUUAAGAUAGAAGCAGCAGCUGCAUAGUGGUAAC